AUGGAUCCAAAAUCAACUGCUUUUCACAUUUAUAAGUAAACCCUGAUUAAAAAAAACAACUAACCUAUUUCACAUGUGUAUAGUUACGAAUAAAAGGAUAAAAUUGGAUAAGGAGCCUAUGGGAGUGUUUAUAGAGCAGUUCAUAAAGUAAGUAAGCAAGUGAGAGCAGUUAAAGUGAUUAACAAAUUGAAUAUUAAAUACAAAGAUAGAUUAUUGAGUGAAAUCACAAUUAUGGAGUUGUUGGAUCAUCCUAGCAUUUUAAGAUUGUUUGAAACCUUUGAGGAUGCAGAGUAUUUGUAUAUGGUUUUGGAAAUCUGUUAAGGAGGGGAUGUAUUUGAUAAAGUACUUGAAAAGGGUUGUCUCUCAGUGGAAGAUGCAUUUAAAGUGUAUAUAUAAUACAUGAGAGCGGUCAAUUAUUACCAAGGGUUCAAAAUAGUGCAUAGAGAUUUGAAGCCUGAAAACUUUUUGUUCCAGAAGAAGAAUGACAUGAAUUCAUUAAUAGUUAUUGAUUUUGGAAUUGCGAAAAGAGGGAUGGACAAAUUACAAACUAAAAGUGGAACAGCUUAUUAUGUUGCCCCUGAAGUACUGGAUGGAUUAUAUGAUCAUAAAUGUGAUGUCUGGUCUGCAGGAGUUGUCCUAUAUGUCAUUUUAUGUGGCUAUCCUCCAUUUUACGGAGAGAAUGAAAAGGAAAUCUUAAUAGAAAUCAAAUCUGGAACAUUGCAAUUCGAAGGCGAUGAAUGGUUAGGAAUCUCGUAAGAAAUUAAGGAUUUUAUAAAACAACAAGUCUGUCCAGCACCUAAUAGAGCUAUACCCAAAGAUUUGUUAAGUCAUAAAAUAAUAACCCAAUACAAUUAAAAGUUCCUGAAUGAUUUUAAAUUGAUUUCAAUGUUAAAUCUCAAUUAAUGGGUUAAAUAUCAUCCAUUAAGAAGAUUGGCACUUUACUAUCUAUCAACAUAGAUUGAUUCAUGUGAUUUAGUCAAUUAAAAGAAUAAUUUCUUCUUCAUCAAUUAAUCGUAAACUGGAUUGAUAACAUAAUAGGAAUUGGCGACUUAUUUGAAAGUUAAUAAGUAGGAUAUUCAAAAAUUAUGGCCAUAUAUAGAUUGUAAUAGCAAUGGUUAUUUGGAUUAUUUUGAAUUUGUAGCAUUGACUUUGACACCUUAGGAUUAUCAAAAACAAUUACAAUUCAUGUUUGAUUUUCUAAGUUAAUCUGAGAAAGUAAUAACGCAAAAAAGUAUUAAAUCUAUUUUUGAUUAAAACUCUAAUUUAAAUAAUAAGUGGGAUAGUAUUUCAAAUACGAAAAACCAGUAUGCUUAAGUCAAUUAACAUGAAUAAUAAAUAAAUGUUAAAAACAUUAUUGAUAAAGAUAUCGAUUUUAAUGCAUUCAAAGCAAUAAUGGGAUGA
Molecule: messenger RNA, 1401 nt
Organism: Paramecium tetraurelia
Lineage: Eukaryota; Ciliophora; Oligohymenophorea; Peniculida; Parameciidae
Exons: 7
Biological process (GO): peptidyl-serine phosphorylation; protein autophosphorylation; intracellular signal transduction
Cellular component (GO): nucleus; cytoplasm
Molecular function (GO): ATP binding; calcium/calmodulin-dependent protein kinase activity; calmodulin binding
Source: RefSeq, a predicted model, not a curated record